Messenger RNA from Zasmidium cellare ATCC 36951, 1248 nucleotides. RefSeq lists its product as uncharacterized. The record is from RefSeq and is a predicted model, not a curated record. Lineage: Eukaryota; Fungi; Ascomycota; Dothideomycetes; Mycosphaerellales; Mycosphaerellaceae. The transcript is spliced from 8 exons. Bases 1 to 1248 code for a protein of 415 amino acids.
AUGUCUUCCACCAGAUUGGCUGACUUGCCAGCGGCUACUGCUCCGCCUGGAUACACUCAGGACCUGAUCAACCCGCCAGAGACGAAGCAUAUCAAUGCUGGCAUCACGAUUUCAAUCGUUGGUAUGGUCGUGUCGACGUUGUUCAUAAUAUUACGGGUGUAUACAAAAGCACAUCUCGCUCGCAAUUUUGGCGUGGACGAUGUUGCCAUGUUGUUCGCCUGGAUGCUCUCGAUUGGCCUUCAGAUAAUGGUCGUCUGGCUCUGGGCCGUCGAGUACAUUGGCGUACAUAUGUGGAACCUCACGACUGGACAUGUCAAUCUGGCUGUUCUUCUCAUCUCACUCUCCGUGGAGCGAUGGUUCAAAUACGCUGUCUAUGCCGUGAUGGCAUUCAUCAUCAGCUACAGCAUUGCCCUGGGUCUCGCUCUCGUCUUCGCUUGCACGCCGCUGGAUAAGAACUGGGACAUUACGAUUACCGUUGGCUCAUGCGUCAACAAAGGACAACUCUACCUCGCGACUGCUGGCCUUAACGCAGCAACGGAUGUGAUACUCCUUGUAUUACCUAUUCCGAUGAUCAUCAAACUGCACGUUCCAAUCAUUCAGAAGGUUGGGCUGAUCUUGAUGUUUGGCAUUGGAUCACUUACCUUGGUGACCAGCCUCGUCAGACUAUCACUACUUCCACCGAUGGUUACAGCAACAGACACGACUUGGGCCAUCAGCACUCCCGCCAUCUGGAUCUGUAUCGAAGCCAACCUCGUAAUCAUAUGCGGCUGCCUCCCCAUCCUGCGCCUCUUCUUCCGCCACGUCGCUCCACGCUUCAUAGGAGAAUCGUCUGAAACAGUCGCCUCUCACCCAAGUACCUCUCUAGGCAAAAAGCCUAUCCACAGCGUCGCCGAACUGUCCAACCUCGAUAACAAAGAACGACGACAAGCCGCCCAACACCCCUACGACCGCAUGAACGAAUGGGACGACUGGGAAAGAGACAUGGGUGAAGAUGAUGGGUCAGACACGUAUACUAUGGACUCGAGUGGGAGGAUAGUUGCGUGCAAGACGGCGGAGGCGCAGUUGGAGGCGCAAGUACCGCAUCCGCCUAGGAAGAAGAGGUUGUCGGGUUCGCAGCAGAAUCGGCUGAGCGUGCCGACUUGGUUCAGUGCAGACUCGUCUGGAAGCGCUUCUCCAGCGCCGGCUCCCACGUUUGUCAUUGGCCGUAACGAUGACGGGCGGUAUUCGUUGCGGCCGCAUGCGAUGUGA